Messenger RNA from Moneuplotes crassus, 759 nucleotides. The record is from the annotation of a GenBank genome assembly. NCBI's taxonomy places the organism in Eukaryota, Ciliophora, Spirotrichea, Euplotida, Euplotidae.
CUCAGAAGAUUUGAAGGAAAUUACUUCCUCCUUCAAGCUACUUCCGAUGGAUAAAAGAUUCUCGAAUAAAGUGAUGAGCAAGAAUCUUAUCGAGCGAGAACUUGAUAUAAGUCAUAAUGAGGACAAUAAACUCCAGAAUUACUGCAAGGUAGUCCAGAAGGUUACCUCAAGUAACCAAAUGAAAGGGAUUGCGAAAAUUUUUCUGCGGUCGUCCCAUAAACCAUCGAAGGAAAAUUCUAAGUAUCUAUUGAGUCAGAGCGUGAUAAAGAGUCGCAAUGAACUUCUCAGUCAAAUCAAGAAGUCCAGAACAAAUUUGAACAAGGAAUACAGUAGUUUCACCAAGCUGUCAGAACAGAACUAUGGCUUUAAAAAGCUUAGAACCAUGAAGAAGAAAGAAUUGUUUGCAAAACAAGAGCACAAUAAACUCACAAGGUCUUACAAUAAGUUGCUCAAGAAGCAGAUCCAGGUUAGUAAUUACAAACGGUACAAGGACUUCGUCAGCAAAAAAGGAGAAAAUCUGGAUAUUGUCAGCCGAUAUAGCUCAGAUGAUGACAGCCCUAAUAUCGAUAAUGUUCGCAGAAGCCCAAGGAAUACAAAAAAACCUUCUAUAAAAGGUACCAAGAGUAAGAGAAGAAGCAGUAUCCUCCCAAUUAUCCAGCUAGGUAACUUUGGGGUCAGAAGGAGGUCGUCUGCUGCCCAAGAAACUCCCAAUACUGUAAUGAGAUUUAUGUAACACUUAAUUCUAAAUAAUUAAUUCUA